AUGCCCCGGGGGGUUUAUUAUCUUCUUUCUGUUCAAGUGCCAUUUCGUUGCAUGCAGUGCAGUCUAUAAAACAGAAUGCGUUCUCCGCGGGUCUCGAGUUUCCUAUCACUUAUCGUCAUUCGUAGCGUAUAAACAUAACAGCACGCGGUCAUUAGCUCUCGAUUCAUAUUGUUUACGUAUUCGUCUGGCACAUGGGAGGGCGGCCGGAUCGCGACUGAAAUCGCGUCGUACCCGCUUCGCGUGAGACGACGGGCACGUAUCGCCGUUCGUGGCGUUCCCUCGAGGCGUCGUGAUUAGAGAUUACGGGGAACGGGACUCACCUAGGGCUUCGCGGACGCGCAAAGAUGUCAUCGAGCUACGCGGACGGGUUAUCGCCGUACGAAAACAAAGGAGUGCUGGGACUGGAGGAGAGAUACGACAGCGUCGAGACUCUUCGUCUGAAAUGUGGUCUCCUGGCCGAAUGGAUACAAGGCGCGCGUCACGUCGUGGUCCACACAGGCGCCGGCAUCAGCACCGCGGCGGGUAUUCCCGAUUUUCGGGGUACAAAUGGCGUAUGGACAUUGGAACAAAAGGGUUUGAAACCUUCCAUGAACAUCUCUUUUGAUGAAGCGAUCCCUACAAAGACGCACAUGGCAUUGAAAAAACUGAUAGAGGCCAAAAAAAUAAAGUUUAUCAUAAGUCAGAAUAUAGAUGGACUACAUCUACGAUCAGGAAUAUCGAGGCAGUAUCUUGCUGAGCUGCAUGGUAACAUGUUUACAGAGCAAUGUGACAAAUGUGGCAGACAAUUUAUUCGUAAUUUUGCGACUAAAAGCGUGGGGAAAAAAUCCUUGGAUACUGUAUGCAGAUCGGAACAAAUAGGUGGUCGCCCGUGCCGUGGCCGAAUGCACGAUACCAUUCUCGAUUGGGAGCACAAUCUGCCAGACAGCGACUUGACACUGUCUGAUCUUCACUCCAGUGUCGCCGAUCUAAGUAUAUGCUUGGGAACGACGUUACAAAUUAUUCCAAGUGGUAAUUUGCCUUUAUAUACGAAAAAAUACGGAGGCCGUCUCGUCAUAUGCAAUCUGCAGCAGACGAAACAUGAUAAGAAAGCUGACUUGAUUAUUAACGGCAACGUCGACGAGAUAAUGGUCGCGGUGAUGAAAAAGUUGGGAUUGGAAAUUGCGGAAUAUGAAAGCAGCAUGGAUCCAACACGAAAUUCUGACACGACGGCUAAAGAGAUGGACUGGACGAUCCCGACUAGUAGAGUAAAGGAGAUGAAUGUGCUGUACAAAAAGGUGUGCAAGCCGAUGCGGAGGAAACGAAAAACGUUUAUGUAUGAGAGGGAGAGAACAGAUACCGCCGCGAAAAAGGAUCCUAAAGCCAGGAAGCAGGCAUUUACAGUUAAGCAAGAAAUCAAAACAGAAGAUAAUAUUACCACAUCGGGUGAAAUGUGUAAGACCGAGAAUGAUCGUGUGACUGACGACUCCGUUAAGACAGAGGAGAACGCGGAGGAUGUUGAAAUGUGUAGAUACUCGAUGGAAGACGCAACGGAGCAUAACACUGAUCUGAAAAUGAAUCAAACGGUGUAGCAAGUUUUAAUGAAGUAAUAAUUUUUCCAUUCUAAUAUUUCUCGAUUAUUCUCAGUGUACGCUACAGUUACUUAUGAGUGCGCAUAUUUAAUGAUGUUCAUUGUCCGUAUGAAAUAUGCGAUAGAUUUGCUGAUGUUCAAUAUGCAUUUGAAGGAUACUCGCUGCACAUUUAGUAUUAAAUGUGGCUCUCUGCCUUUCUCCCUUUCUCUCCUUUCUCUUUCUCUCUCCUUUGUCCUUUUCUUCUUUUUUCCUCUCAUUUUUCUGUUUCUAGUUUAUAUUCAUAAAAAAAAAUUACGAAAAAUGAAGAAUAUAAUUUUAAAAUACCGUUACUAAGGUUACUUCUUAUAUAUCACAUAUUUUUUAGCCAAACUUGUAUUCUGGAAGCAAUAACAAAUAUUCUUCUUGCUUGCAGUGAGAACAAUAUUUCAGUGUGUAUAAUUUUCUAAGCGCAUACAUAACAAUUAUUAUGAUUAUGGAUUACAUAAAACAUUUAACAUUAAAUGUGCAAUAAGAAUACGGGGUCAUAAUUUUGUUUUCAUGACAUUUUAUGACGAAGACAGUAAAAGAUAUUCCGAUAGUUGUAUAUAUUCUUGUUAGUGUUUACAAAGUUCCGUUUGCGUACUGCAUCUGCUUUUUACAACUAGCCUAUAUAUUUACGCAUAUGCAUAUUAGAUAUUGCGACGAGAGAUUCGACAUAGAGAGAUUAAAUCUCUCGAAAAGCAACGUGUUCCAGAUUUCUCGUGCAUAAUAUGAUACUUUUUCCACUAUAGAUUAUAUUAAUAAGAUUUUUCGAUAAAAGAGAGUCUUCCUAGAAGACGUUUCGCCAGUAAGAACUUCCAUAAGCUUUUUUUUUAAUUGAGAAUAGCUGAAUUCGCGCGUAGUAGUUGCUUGAUCGUAAAUAAUAAGAGUAAUACAGAUAUAUGAGAGCUGCCUAGUUACAUGAAUAAUUUAUGCCCAUAAAUGGUUGAAAAUGAAUAUAUCUCCGACAGAUUUUUAUAUUAUCUAUUAAAGAAUUAGAGAUCUCUUUAUAUACAUAAUUUUUCCUCUAUCUUCCAUUCCUUUCGUGGAUCUAUCUUUCAUUGAUUCUGCAAUUUUCAGCACACAGUCGAUGCAAAAAAAAAAAAAAAUACAUGUACCCUGCAUAGAAUACGUAUAAAAGAAGCAUGUAUCUCCAUUAAGAUUAUUUUAAACGUCUUAAGUAUAUCUGAAGUAAACUAUAAACCGCCGUUAAGAAAGGGCAAAAUAUAUUUAAAAAAACAAAAUGAUCUUUAAUGUGGCGUUACAUGCGAUUGGAUCGUAAAAAAAAUCGUGAAACCGACAUCGUUUCUACUGGCGACAUUUCCUGUGUGACUUUCCUAAAUAAUUGCUUUCCUAAAUAGAUUGUUCCGAGUCCCACUGAUUGUCCUCGAUGUUCAGGUAAUGUUCGCCUUACGAAAAUUGACAGCGCACACAUCGGGACCGAUUUUGCGCGUCAUAUUACAAUACAAAGCACAUGUUUGUAUAAGUGAGCUAAUAGCACUAUUUGCUACAAGCUGAGAUGUUAGAUUGUCCGAUGAAUUCAGAUGUUGAAUUUUUAACAGAGUGCGCCUUUUUCCAAUAUAGUGUUGAAAGGGAAUGUUGAAAGUAAAAGUUUUAACAAUAUCUCGCAGUUAGUACGCUAAAACGAUUUUUCCGCGCGUAGAUUAUAUAAGCUGCCACUCAUAGAGUGCAUUCCGGUAGAAUGCGAUUUAGCGAAUCAUGUAAUAUUUAUAUGUACAUAGUGAUGUUUGCUUCAUUUAUCGUAAUACAUGAUUUUAUUUAAGUAA
Molecule: messenger RNA, 3373 nt
Organism: Wasmannia auropunctata (little fire ant)
Lineage: Eukaryota; Metazoa; Arthropoda; Insecta; Hymenoptera; Formicidae
Gene: Sirt6
Product: NAD-dependent protein deacetylase Sirt6
Exons: 7
Coding region: 345-1568 (407 amino acids)
Molecular function (GO): NAD+ binding
Source: RefSeq, a predicted model, not a curated record